AUGUCGGGCUUCGGAGACUUCAAGGCCAUCUGCGAAAAUGCGCCGCUCCCUUUGUGUUCCAAUGUUGGCCCCGUGCUGUCGGCGUCGAACCGGGUGGGCAUUGAGCCCGACUGCUAUGCUCGCAACAUCGAGCUAGCCAAUACCAUCAUUUUCGAGGGCGCCGCGUCCGCUAUGCACAUCGUGGCGCUCGUCAUGACGGUCGUCAUGAUUCUUCACGUCCGUAGCAAGUUCACAGCCGUCGGCCGCCGGGAGAUUCUCACCUUCUUCUACAUCUAUAUGCUCACCACCUUCAUCUCGCUCAUCAUGGACGCGGGCGUCGUUCCCCCCGGCAGCGGGCCGUAUCCGUACUUUGUCAGCGUGCAGAAUGGCUUCUCGAACGCGCUGAUAACGUGCCUGCUCAUCAACGGCUUCGUCGGGUUCCAGCUGUACGAGGACGGCACGCCCUUGUCGGUGUGGCUGCUGCGGAUAUGCUCGCUCGUCGCCUUCGCCAUCAGCUUCCUGGUCUCGCUCGCCACCUUCAAAGGCUGGGCCGGACUGGGACCGACCAAUACGGUCGGCCUGUUCGUGGUCCUUUACCUGCUCAACGCCAUACAACUCUUCAUCUACGUUGGCAUGCAGAUCCUGCUCGUGACGAGGACGCUGCGGGACCGAUGGCCGCUGGGGGACAUCGCGUUUGGCGUCUUCUUCUUCGUCGUGGGACAGGUUAUCCUGUACGCGUUCAGCGCCAAGAUCUGCACGGCCGUGAGCCACUACUUGGACGGCCUUUUCUUUGCAACCGUAUGCAACUUGCUUGGUGUCAUGAUGGUGUACAAAUACUGGGAUUCGAUUACGAGGGAGGACCUUGAAUUCUCUGUGGGCACUAGGAUGAACAACUGGGAGGUCAAAGAGCUCCUCCCCGAGGACGAGCGCCGCGCCACCGUGUACACGGACGAUCCCUACGGCCACUCGAGCGCCUACGACAUGCCGUACUCGCCCACGGCACAGCGAUACUCGACCAAGUACUGA
Purpureocillium lilacinum is the source of this 1005-nucleotide messenger RNA. Its product is annotated as chitin synthase, class 7. Gene Ontology annotation, cellular component: endoplasmic reticulum membrane. The record is from RefSeq and is a predicted model, not a curated record. Lineage: Eukaryota; Fungi; Ascomycota; Sordariomycetes; Hypocreales; Ophiocordycipitaceae. Gene Ontology annotation, biological process: protein folding.